Bipolaris zeicola 26-R-13 is the source of this 831-nucleotide messenger RNA. RefSeq lists its product as uncharacterized. The record is from RefSeq and is a predicted model, not a curated record. The transcript is spliced from 5 exons. Bases 1 to 831 code for a protein of 276 amino acids. Lineage: Eukaryota; Fungi; Ascomycota; Dothideomycetes; Pleosporales; Pleosporaceae.
AUGAUCACCAGCAACAAGUACCCUGGUCUAGAAGUUGCCGUUCAUGUUAACGACCGGCCAAUACAGGAGUACGAUGAUGAUGAUGACGAGAACCCUCCAUCAAACACCGUUACAAAAUACAUCGAAGCUAAAUCAGGAGCUGGAUUUGCUGUGAUAACCACCUUCAAGCCGCCCUUCUCUCCACCUCAUGGAGUCAUGAUAAGUCUUAUUGUCGACGGUAGUCCAGUGACUUCCCGGUGUUGCCGACAAGACGAGCUCUUCGGUCGCGUAUUUAAUAUGCAUGCUGUUCAUCGGAAGAUUGAUGGGGAAUGGGUGAUGCAGAAGCUUCACUUCUCAGAGAUUGACAUUGUGAAAGAAGCACAUGCGGUAGCACCGAAUUCCACAGAUGUCAAGCAUGCUCUAAUUAGCAAAGGACAGAUUACACUCUUGCUUCACUUUGUAAAGGAUAUCAAAGAGAUAGGGUCGGAUGAGUACUGGGAAAGAAAUGUCGAACUCACACCACUUGAUGAGAUUCCAGAGAAAGCGCUGAAAGGAAAUGCGCUCUCACACCAAGCAGCUCUCGCAGAGAAAGAGCCAUUCGCAAUAUUUCAUUUCAAAUACAGAUCUCUUGCGAGCCUAAAGGCCCUGGGAAUAGUGCCCAGAGAUGAAGCCAUGACGGUUCCGCUAGAGGACAGACCAGAAGAAGAACUCACUCCAGACGAGCUGAGAGAACUAGUUCGCCGCAUGAGACAACGAGAAAUGCAAAGCAAUCUCAUCAAGAAAGAGACAACAAACAGAGGCUCGAUCGAGCAUGAACAGAUCACCGACGAUGACGAGGCCUCUGCAGCUUAA